Molecule: messenger RNA, 2030 nt
Organism: Centruroides sculpturatus (bark scorpion)
Lineage: Eukaryota; Metazoa; Arthropoda; Arachnida; Scorpiones; Buthidae
Exons: 2
Coding region: 153-842 (229 amino acids)
Source: RefSeq, a predicted model, not a curated record
GUAACGCUCAGACUGAAUGUUUACUACAUUGUGAAUAAUGAUAUAGCUAUAAUAGAAGAAAUAAAUUCAAAGGACCUAACUUUAAUUGUUAAUUAGUUUAAUUGAUUAAUGAACGAACAUAAUCGUGUAGAAAUUACUCAAUAUUCGUAAACAUGCCUCUGCCACGACAUCAUAGAAACCUUCGAAGAAAUCCUUGGUAUAGAGGAUAUAUGCCAUAUUCCUAUGUUCCUCCAUAUAGACUGGCAUCCUAUGGUUGUUCUGUGUGCCUGUUGGGUUUCGGAAUAGUUUUACUAAUUGGCGGAAUAAUACCAAUGAUCUUAAGUAAACAUGGUGAUGAAUUGUUUAAAGCGGAUGACGACCCCAGAUUUCAAGAUGACUUUUUUAAGAAAGGAAGAGAAGAUAAAGAUUCCCGUACUAAGAAAAUAACUGAUAUAGUUUAUAUAGUUGGUUUAGUUCUUACUUGUAUCGGUGCUGUAUUCAUUAUCUCUUCCUUUUUUAUAUGCAUUUUUGCAAAAUGUCACAUGAUUAAGCAAACUAGAAGACGCAAGAAUUUAGCUACUGCAACACCACUGAACAGACGACCUCCAUCUCCUGGAUAUUAUCCACACCAGCCACUCCCUUCAUCUGGAUAUUAUCCACCACAUCCAUCCCCUUCAUCUGGACAUUAUCCACAACAGCCAUCCCCUUCAUCUGGAUAUUAUCCACAACAACCACCACCUCCAUCUUAUUCAUAUCCUCAACAAUAUACCCUGGUGCCACAGCAACCUGUAGAUGCUUUCCAAUCUCAACAGACCGCUCCAACUAGUACUUAUCUGCAUCCAUCAACUGAACAAUCCGUCUGAAACAUAAAGAAAAUAAUACUGAAUUUAGGAUAAAUUCCGAAUUGCAGAUAUCUACUAUCGGUAAUUCAUCAACAGUUGAUUUCAAAGAGGAACAAAAUUAUACUUUCCGAAUUUCAAUUUUUAUAUAAUUUUUACAUGUAUUUGUGUAUAUAGUAUUUUACGAUUAUUAGCAAAUAUGAUACAUUUGAUAUAAAGAUUAUAUAUUAAAAAUAUUUUUUAUACGCGAAGAAAAUUUAUUUACUUAUCUCACGGAUAAGUAAAUAAAUUAGUUUUGAAUUAACAAUUUUUCGUUUCGAUGCAAUUUUAUCCUUAGAAACAUAAAAUUAAUUAAGUGAUUAAAAUAAAAUUGCUCUAUUGAAAACGCCCUUGAACUUUAACCUAUCGACCCGGAAGUUUUGUCAGUAUCUCGCUGAUAACGAGAGAGGCCUAAAUAUAAAAUUUGAGCUUUCUAGAUCCAAUAAUUUUUCUCUAGAAACGUCUCCAAUGCCGGAAGAAAAGAAGAAAAUGCAGCUUUUUGGAGAUUUUUGCACUUUUUGAAUGCUUAUAUUUUGGCAACCCUUUUAUAGAAAAAUCUGAAAUUUUACAAACCAUUUAAGAAAUUAACUAUCUUUCGAACGAGAUAUUCAGAUUUACUAUAGGCGUUUGGGGGACGGAGAAACCGACCCCCGAAAAUCGGCAACUCUGAUUUCUGUAUAUAUAGUCAGUCUCUUUACUUGGCGCGGAGCCACUGCCAUGACUUUCGAUUAAUAAAAGAGCCAUUCGCAGGACAAAUCGAUUAAAGUCCAUUAGUAAAUCAAAUUUAGUUUAAAAGGAAUUUUAAAAAAUAAUGUAUAAUAUUAAUUUCUGUACAUUUUGUUUUGUAAAGUUAAUAAUUAUUAUGGUUGUUGAAGUACUGAAUAUAAAUAGUGUUAUGUCGCCCCACACCAUCGUUCCAAUUAUACGCGACGGAGCUUGCCUCUUUAGAGCAAUAUCCUUUGUUUUGUAUGAUACUUAAGUCAUGGCCGAAGAAGUACGUGCAGAAAUAGUGGCUUACGUGAUGAUUCACUGGGAUGAUUUUUCGAUUAUGUCAAAUGAUAGUAAUGGAAAUAAUUAUAGCAGUUCUGUCAAAUACUUCGACGAUAUGUCGCGAUUUCAUACUUAUGGAGGUUUAUGCGAGUUAGCAGCAGCCGGACAAAUAUUUCUGUUAAC